Trypanosoma grayi is the source of this 795-nucleotide messenger RNA. RefSeq names its product ubiquitin thioesterase OTU1. Gene Ontology annotation, biological process: endoplasmic reticulum unfolded protein response; protein deubiquitination. The record is from RefSeq and is a predicted model, not a curated record. Bases 1 to 795 code for a protein of 264 amino acids. The transcript has a single exon. Lineage: Eukaryota; Euglenozoa; Kinetoplastea; Trypanosomatida; Trypanosomatidae. Gene Ontology annotation, molecular function: cysteine-type deubiquitinase activity. Gene Ontology annotation, cellular component: nucleus; cytosol.
AUGCUGAACCUUCGGCUGCGGUUGCCGAACAGCGCGCAGCCAGUUGAUUUUCCAGUGGAGGCGUCAACGCCGUGGGGGGCGUUCCUGUACGCACUCGAGAGCCGCUCCGGCAUCGAGAAGAGCUGUCUGCGCGUGCUGAUUGGCUACCCGCGGCUCGUGGUAGACGCGGAUGACAACGCUGAGGUGGGCACCGUAUUGCGUGGGGAAAACACUCUGUUCCUGCAGAAGGGUGAGGCAACUGUGGUACGGGGCGUGUCGACAGGGCGUUACAUACCGCCCGCCAAUGAGCGGUGGCACUUCACCCGCCGUGUGUGCCCCUCCGAUAACUCCUGCCUCUUCCACGCCGCCGCGUACGUGCUGCGCAACAAGAGUCGCACAGAUGGUCCCCUGCUACGCCAGGAAUGCGCCAAUGUUGUGCAGUCGAACCCCGAGUUUUUUACCGAGCUGCUGCUCGAGCGGCCGAAUCACGAAUAUGUGGAGUGGAUCCGACGCCCCACGACAUGGGGUGGUAGCAUCGAAUUGUUUAUCUUGAGUUUCCUCGAGCAUACAGAGAUAAUCGCACUCGACUUGGAAUCAUGUCGGAUGGAACGCAUUGGAGAGAAUAUGGGCUAUACUGUGAUGACCUUUGUCGUCUACACUGGCCAGCACUACGACGCCAUUGCGAUGAACGCUAUGUACAAUUCUCCACGAGAAGAUGAAGAUCAGGUGAUCUUUAAUGCGCAUGAUGAUUUCGUUAUCGCGCGCGCUGAGCGUUUUGUCCGGGAGGAGGUGGAACGUAUGAAGCAAUCAUCAUGA